AUGAAUAGAGGAGGAUAUAAGUUCUUAGUCUAAGCCACUAUCUUGAAUGUUUAAUUAUUAGUACAUUUUCCAUGCAAGAUUUAAGUUGUCAUUAAAAAAGGUAUUCCAUAAUUUUUUAGUUAUUUUUAAGGUUCUUAAAAGUUUGAAACUUAGUAAAACUAUGAAUUACAAUAGGGAAUUGCUGUAAUCAAUGAAAUUCUGCAAUUUAAUAUAAAUACUUCUCUAUCAUAGAAUGGAAACUUAGAAGAAAAUAGAGUCUAAUUAGUUGUUAUAUUAGUGACAGAAAAAGGAUAGAAAAGUGCUGGUUUUCAUAACCUUGACUUCUCCUAAUAUUUGAAUUAAUAAAACGUAGGUACAAUAGAUUUGUUUUAAGAUUCAACUUAGAAUUUUAAGAAGCAUUAGCGUUAGACAAGUGUCCUGAUAAAAAAGCAAAAUUAUUGAUUAACUUUAAGAUUACUAGAAUUGCUGAAUUAGAGAAUGAGUAUUAUAUACAAUUUACAAUAGUGUUGAAACAAAUGAUUAAUCUUUAGAUUUCUCAUAAGUUUCUGUUAUCACUCCUGGUCCAGAAUCAUUUACUAAUAACAAUUAAUAAAAGACAACAGAGUCAAUUAUAUAACCUGAAAAAAAAUUAGAUGGUUCUGGAAUUAAAUAAAAGACACCAGAAAAUGAGAGCUAGUAAUUAAUAUAUAAAGAUAUCAAAAUUAAUGAAUAAAAUUUAUACAUAUAAUAACUUGAGAGUAAAAUUAAAGAAAUGGUUGAACAAGAAAUCCAUUAAGAUAUAAUAAAAAAAUAUGAAUACUAAUUAAAGGAUUAAGAAAAGAAAAAUUAAUUAAUUUAGGAUGAUAAUAAAUAAAUUAAUUAGUAAUUAUAAGCAUAAAGAAUUACUAUUGAAAAAUAAAAUGAAGAAUUAUCUAAACUUAAUAAAAAAAUUUAACAACUUGAUCCUAAAUCAAAAUCAGUUAAUUAUCAAUAAUCAGAAUAAAAUGAUGAAUAAAAUAAAUUAGAUUUACAAAAAAUAAACUAUGAAAAAGAAGAAUUACAAUAAUUAAAUGAGUCUUUAAAUUAACAAAUUCAUUAAUUUAAUUAAGAAAUUGAGACAUUGCAAAAUUAAAUCAAAGAAAAAAAUGAAUAAAUAUAAAAUAUGAAAAACUUAACAUCUGGAACUAUUUCUGCAUUACAAUAGAGAAAUUAACUAUUAGAGAAUCAAUUAAAUUAAUAAAUAGCAUUCAAUUUAAAAAAUGUAGAUGUAAUAUUUAUGAUUUUUAAUUUAGUAAUAACCCAUCAAUGUUAAUGAAAAUGAUAACUUAAUUGAUUAAUUGUAAUCAGCAUUAAAACUUAAAUAAUAAGAGUUUGAUCAUUUAAAAUAACAAUAUGAAUCAGAAUUGACAAAAAAAGAUGAAAUUGUUUAAAAUUUACAAUAAAAAAUGGAUGAAUCAUUUAGAAAAGAAUUUGAUUCUAAUAGAUAAAAUCAUGAAUCAAUGACUUAAAUUAUUUCAUCAGAAAAAUAAAUAGAUGAAAAAAAUGUUAGAUCUAAAUCAGAAUAAUAAAUAAAUAGAUUAAAAAACUAAAUAUAAAUAUGGUAAUCCAAAUAUGAAAGUAAUCUAAAAGAACUUAGCGAUUACAAUAAUGAAGUCUAAUACUUAUAGAGAUCAGUAGAAGAUGUGCCAAGUUUCUUAGAGGAUCAAAAAGAACUAAUAGAACCACUAUUAUUACUCAGAAGAGCCAUCUAAAGAAAGCUUCAGAAUUAUUAACUUACUCAAUAACACUUUGAGUCUAGAGUACAAUAAUUAGAAUAGGAAUUAGAAGUUUGUUAAUAUAAAUUGAAAUUGGAAUAAAGUUAAUAAGUAAUAUAAUAUUAAAUAUGGAGUGUUCUGAUUCGAAAUUUUAAUAGUAAACGUAUCCCUAGAAUGAUGAAAUCUCAAAGCUUAAUGAAACAUUGGAGUAGUAUGAUAUAUUACAUAAUUAUUAUAGAAAGAAUGAACAAUUGAGAAUUCUUCAAUAAUAGAUAGAUCAAUAAAAAAUACAGGAAUUUGAGACUUAAAAAUAAUCAGAAGAAGCAAAAGCCCAACUUGCUAGUAUGAGAACAAAUUUAGCCAAAUGUAAAUAGUAAUUAGCAGAGUCUAUGUAGGAGAAAGUUUUAUUAUAAGCCAAAAUAGCUGAGUAAUAAAAAGCUUUAAAAGAAAAAAAUUAAGAACUUCAAAAAGAACAGGAACUUAUUUCUGAACUUGAAUAAUAUAAUAUUUAAAUGGAAGAAGCACUAUCAUAAACUCUGGAUUAGUAUAAGUUAUAAAAUACAUAAAUGAAAUAAGCUUAUGAGAAAGAAAAAAAGCUUAGAUCAGAACUACAACUUUAAAUUAAAUCUUUAAAGGAAGAUUAAGCAAAAGUUUUAAAAGGUGAGUUACCUAAAACAAAGAUUGCUGAUGAAAAAUAAUAAUAAUGCAAUUGUAAAGAUAAAAUUUAAACUUAUGAGCAAAAAAUAGCAGAAUUAGAAUUUUAAUUAUCUGAUUUAUAAAUAUAGAGAUUAGAUAAAACUAUUUAAAGAAAUAGUAUUGCUUAAAUCAGAACAAGUAUAUUAGUUAGUCAUAGAGAAUCUUUGGCUUUUUAAUAAUUGGAAGAUGCAAAUAUUAAUAAUAAUAAAGGAAAUGAGGCUGUUAAAAUAGAAGAUCAAAAUUAAAAUUUAAUAGAUGAAAGAUUCAAAAUGUCAAAAGAGUACCAGACUAUUUUGGAAAGAGCUUUAUUAGCCAAUUCUUAGAUUGAGAAUAAAUAUAAGAAUUAAGUAAAUGAGUUAGAAGAAAAGAUUGAAAAAUAGGCAUAAUCCUUAGUCAAAAUGAAAUUAGAGAUUGCUGAUUUGUAUAGUGCAGCAAUUGAUAUUGGUGGAGCUAUUCUAGUAGAUAAGUUGUAAAUCGCCUUAGGAAUCAGAGAAUGA
Messenger RNA from Paramecium pentaurelia, 2926 nucleotides. The record is from the annotation of a GenBank genome assembly. Lineage: Eukaryota; Ciliophora; Oligohymenophorea; Peniculida; Parameciidae.